GUGAUUCUGCUUUGAACAGUGCUUGCCAGAUUUCAGCAGAGAUUUCCAUUUUCUGGCUCCAAUGAAUGCGGAGAGGAUCUGAGAAUCCACUAGCCUUGGCCCUGGGUCUUUCAGCUGCUUGUAUGGACGUUUUGCCCAAGAAGCUUUCUCUCUUCAACUCAUCUGAAAGAAAGUCUUGCAUACGAAAAGGUUGUCAAGGUUCUCUAUCCUAGCUUAGCGCUAAACAUUCAUGGUGCACCACCAUCGAUCGCCCCAGUUUGUGAAAAAUAGCAUACAAAUGGUUCUGCCAAACAUAACUUACCUGCUCAGUGUGCUCAUGAGCAUCCUAGCCAAGCCGCUUUAGAAGUCCACAAGAUGUUCUGAGCUCUGCCUUGCGUGGAGGCGGCCAGUACUUGACCACAGCUACGAAAAGAAGCUUCAUUCACUGCAGGGGAUCUCUGGAAAUGUGUGGCAUUGCAUUUGUUCUGAAAUAUGCGCACGUCCGGUGCUCGGCCUGCGGUGCUGCCUUUUUGAGCUAUCAGGAGGAAUGUGACCAUGGGCGACUUGGCGAAGACACUGAUGAUGUAAGCGAAGAGGAGUCAAGAGCGUCAAUUGGCCUUGAAGGGGCGCAAAGAAGCGAUGGUGAGACAAGGGAGGCCGCCUGUAAUAUUGGCCCCUCAAUCGAGGAUCUGGCACAGGAGCUUCAGAGGAGGGGCCCAGAUGGAGUGUGCCACCUCAGCAUCCCUCUCGCUGACGUCAGCACCUCCACACCCGGUGGUACGACCAAGCCCAGCGACUCAACACUCCAUUUCAUAGGGGCGGAGUUGCAGCUGCGGGGGGCGGAAGUUGUGAGCCAACCCCUGGAGGACGGGUGUGGGAACGUGCUUGUGUUCAACGGCGAGAUCUUUGGCGGUCUUCACGUGGCCCCGAACGAGAACGACGGACAGAAGCUGCUCGAGGCGCUGCGGGUUGCCUGUGCUUGCCCCCCUACUGACGUCACGAACCCGCUCAGUGACGUCACCACCCCUUCCCUUGAUGCCAGCCCCCCUCUCAAUGACCCCAGCAAUGGCGAAUACUCGGGUUCGGAACCAGGGGCGAAGUGCUCCCAAUGUCAUCGACCGCCCGUUGUCCGCAUUCUGUCCGAACUGAGAGGCCCCUGGGCGUUGGCGUACUGGCAGGCGGCAAUUCGAACGCUUUGGUACGGGCGGGACUUCGUCGGACGGCGCAGCCUGGUCGCGCAUCUACCGGACGAACUAGACGGGCGGUUCAUCGUGUCAUCUGUUGCGGUUACGAAGAGACGUUCGGUGGAGUCUGUUGUAGAGAACGGUCAAGAGCUUGUGAACGAGUUUGAUGAGGGGUUAAGCGACUUGAAACUGAAGGAAGAAGUCAGCGGGGGAGAGUCCUUCAUAAACGAGGAAGGAACAAGCCGUUUAAGCGCAGUGCAGGCAGGCGCGAUUGAUCCCAGCUCCAAGUGUCCGACUGCGACGACCGACGGAAGUGACGAGAAACUCCAGCGGCAGGCAAACGUAGAUUUGGAAGCCGGACGGUUUUCAGUCGCCGAUGAUCUGGGAAAGGAACGGAAUGGAAACGGAAGGGAAAGCGGGAGAGACGCGUCCGGUGCCGGGAGGGGCGGCCCGGAAGAGGAGGCCCUGUUCGACUUCUGGGUGGACGUUCCGGCUGGCGUUCACAGCUACCGGCCCGAAAACGGGGCCCACGCCAGGCACGCCUGGUCGGACCCCCAAGUGGCGCGGCUGUCCCGGUGGCGGAGGGACCGGGUUGAGCCGCCGGAUGACGUCAGCGGGUGUGCUGACGUCAGUUAUGAAAUUUGCGGUGGCGCCGGGAGAAAGUCGGAAGCCGCAGAAGGGGCUGGACGGGCGGAGCUCGCAAACGGAAGCGGAAGGGAGCAGCACACGGACGGUGAGGAAAGGGUGCGAUCAGAAGAAGCAAUGGCAAAUGGGGACUCCGCUGAGGGGAGUUCGGAGGUUGAAAGAUCAGAUCGAGGCAAUGUAGUAGAAAUUGCUGUCGGAGGGGGGUUCCGGACAGUGGCAGAAAGGGGCCCGGAAGGGGAGGUGGUAGAAAGAGGGGCUGAGAGAUGGGGAGGGGGCGUGGGAGAGGGGUUGCCAAAAGAUGGGCAGCAAGGGGGAGGGGCAGAAGCACGCCAGUGGAGAGGGGCGGCAGACACUUGCAAACAGCGUGGGGUUAAACCGAAGCACGAUGAGUUCGAAGAUGCGGUGGAACGGCUAUUGGAGGCGCUCAGCCAGGCGGUCGCAAAGCGAGUCACCGGUAUCCGGAAACGAGACGAGUCUGGUUGCUACGGAAGAGACAGAAGCAGCGGCGAGUUAAGGAACUGGUCAGACAACGGUUUUAGCAAUAAGUCAAGCAACGGGUUAGAUCGGUUGACCAACGGGUUAUGCAACGUCCAAGGAAACAAUGCAUCUGGCAGCCCGCCAAGCAACGGACCCAUCGGCAGCACUUCUGCUACGCAGUCCGCAUCUUCGUUCGAGACUGCUGACGUCAGCUCGGGCCGACCAGGGCGCCCUGCUGACAUGGCAGUUCUCUUUUCGGGCGGGCUAGACUCCAUGAUUCUGGCGGCGCUGGUCGGUAGACACGUCACCGAAGGGGCGACCAUCGACCUGAUCAACGUGUGUUUCGAUGGGGGGACGUCGCCGGACCGGCUGUCGGCGAUUGCGGGCUUAAAGGAAUUGAAGACGCUCUUUCCUGGUCGAAGGUGGCGGCUGAUCCGCGUCGACUCGUCCCUAGCAGAAGUCGACUUGCACCGCCCACGUCUUCUUUCGCUAAUCUGCCCCUCCCAAACCUACAUGGACCUCAAUAUCGGCGCCGCGCUCUGGCUCGCCGCACGCGGCCGCGGCUUCGUCGCGGUAGAAGCCGCUUCAGAGUCUGAUUGUAAACGUUUGCAAUCAUCGAACAGUUUGGACGAGCAAUUGGACUGUGCGGAGCGCGCUCAACCCAGGACUUCGGACGGUCGGAGCAGUAACCUGCAAGGUGCGGAACCGUCAAACAGGUUAGAAUCCAGAGAAGAGACUCGAAUUGGUCCAGAGUGCACCGUAUUAAGAGCAGCGGAAGGUCAAAGCAGAAAAGCAGAGAGCCAAUCUGACGGGGCGGAAGACAGUGGUGACCGACGAGCGGAUGAUUGGCGGCAUAUCGAAGCUGGGCAGUUGAGGAGGUCGCAUGGGCGACGGUCGGGUGGUGAGGACGGCUGUGACAUCGGACGGUCGGACGAUCCUCAUCGGACGGCUGAAAAUCCGUACACGAGUUCCGCGCGCGUGUUGCUGGUGGGCAGUGGGGCCGACGAGCAGUGUGCCGGGUACGGCCGGCAUCGCACCAAGUUUCGGGAAGGAGGGUGGCAGCGUUUGGAUGCCGAGAUGCGCUUAGACGUCCUGCGGCUGUGGCAGCGUAACCUCGGGCGGGACGACCGGUGCAUAGCUGACCACGGGAAGGAGGCCCGCUUUCCGUUCCUCGACGAGGACGUGAUGUCGCUCCUCCUUUCGCUCCCCCUUUGGACCGUAGCGGACCCUCGCCUGCCGUCCGGGGUAGGCGACAAGAAGCUGCUUCGAGCAGUCGCCCGACGUUUGGGCAUCAGGGCUGCCGCCGCGCUUCCCAAACGGGCAAUACAGUUCGGGAGCCGCAUCGCCAGGGCUUCGAAUCGGCGCGACUUCGGGAGCAACCGGGCUGCUAACGCGUCAGCAGCCGGAGGCGUUAGCUUCCGCAAAGACCGAUCUGCGGACCCUACUUGAUACACAAUUCGGCCCGCAUCAGCGUGUCCUUUACUUUCGACCGACUUCCAUUUGCAGUAUUCUUUCCGCAUUGGGCGGCAUGGGUGAUGGCAGACUCGUCUCAAGUGUCCAAUCCGAUUGGGU
This is a messenger RNA of Klebsormidium nitens, 3857 nucleotides long. The record is from the annotation of a GenBank genome assembly. Lineage: Eukaryota; Viridiplantae; Streptophyta; Klebsormidiophyceae; Klebsormidiales; Klebsormidiaceae.